This is a messenger RNA of Wallemia mellicola CBS 633.66, 1449 nucleotides long. RefSeq names its product alpha/beta-hydrolase. Gene Ontology annotation, cellular component: mitochondrion. NCBI's taxonomy places the organism in Eukaryota, Fungi, Basidiomycota, Wallemiomycetes, Wallemiales, Wallemiaceae. Bases 1 to 897 code for a protein of 298 amino acids. The transcript is spliced from 2 exons. The record is from RefSeq and is a predicted model, not a curated record.
AUGAUAUUGAACGCAUUGAGAAGAACUUAUAUAUCCACUCCUACAUUUACACCACGUAUCCACUAUUCGCAGUCAAGAUGGCUAUCAACCGUCAAACUCGCACAUGAGAAAGUAGACGGUAGCGUUACCGAUGAACCUAUAGUUGUCUGCCAUGGUUUAAUGGGUUCGAAGCAGAAUUGGCGCACACUCGCUAAGAAUAUUGCACAGAAAACACAAAGUCCAGUAUACACGCUCGAUCUUAGAAAUCAUGGUACAUCACCACAUGCGGAGCCACAUGAUUAUACACAUAUGGCAGCAGAUGUCUCCCAAUUUAUCGAAGAAAACAAUUUGAAAAACGUCACUCUGAUUGGUCAUUCGAUGGGUGGAAAGGUUGUUAUGGCAUUAGCACUCUCGAAGCCUCACUUACUGCGUAGAUUGAUUGUAGCAGAUAUGUCUCCACAAAUCGCCGAAAUAUCUAAAGAAUUCCGAGCAUACACAGAGAGAAUGGCCGAAAUUGAAAACGCGGAUGUUAAAAGUAAGAAGGAGGCUGAUCAAAUGUUACAGACUGUAGAACCAAAUAUGGCAAUUAGACAGUUCCUCCUCACGAACGCGGAGAUGAACAAAGAUACCGGAUUUUACAAAUUUAGAAUCCCAGUUGAGAUUCUAAGGGACGCUAUCCCAGCUAUUGGUGAUUUCCCAUAUAAAGCAGAAGAUGAAGUCACUUUUGAUAAGCCAACAACAUUCGUUAAAGGUAGCAACAGCGCUUAUCUCAACCACAAGAAUAUUCCAUUGGCCGAAAAGUUCUUCCCAAAUAUGAAACUUGUCACUUUCCAAGCUGGACAUUUCGUCCAUACGGAGAAACCUUUCGAGUUCGUACAGUUAGUUACUGACGACAUCGAGAGUGACCGUUCAAUUUGAGCGGUUACUUUGGAUUCCUAUAGAGCAUGCAUCAUUUCUAUUUCUCCGUAAUGCUUUCUUUUCUUUCUGAUAUUUCUUCAUUUUCUCCAUGUUUGCUUUUUCUUUUCGCUUGAAAUUAUCGACGCGCUGAGCUUUACCAGGGGACGUCUCAUUGAUCACACCCUUCUCACUCGCUAUCGUUAUUAUACUCUCCAAGCGAUGAGAUGCAAUCCGGCUAUUCUGAGCUGCCGAUCUCGUCGAUGAAUCACUGACGACAACGCUAUCAGAUGACUUCACAUAAUGUGCGUCCUCACGAAGUGCAUUAUGGACGUAUUUAGGUAACCAGUUCUGCUUCACUUGCAUCCUGGCUGUAGCUUUACUCGAAGUUUUAUUAACAUUCUGACCACCCUUCCCAGAGCUUCUAGAGAAUGUGAAAUCAACAGAUUCCUCAGGUAUUUUAAAAUUUUGAAGCUUCUUCAGCCAUUCUCUAGCUAUAAACUGCGUUUGUUCAUCUAAUAUACACCUCCGUGCACUACUAUAGAACCACCUGAUAAGCAUAAAAGAAGAAGAUAU